AAGACAGAGACCCUAAGGCUCUUCUGGCAUGUGGGGAGCCAUUGCACGGCGCCCUAAAGAUGGCGCCGGCUCCUUUCUCCCGGAAGGACUGGCGAGAAACAAACAACUCCUAAUAAGGAGAUGGCUGAGCUCCCUUCCGGCUUCCGCAUUGCUGUACCUAUCAAUCCUUGCCACUUGGCUGCUUUUGAUUGGUGUGCUGAUGGCUAUAAGAGGGAUGGGAGAGGGAAGGAGGCGGAAGAAGAAGCUUGUUCAAGGUUCCUGAAUAAACUGCUUGAAGAAGAGUUCGGGUUGCGUCUUCCUUGCUGGUCGAGGGACGCGACAACUGGUGGCCCGUACGGGGAACCAUCUCAAACGUGAACUCAGAACUUCCUGCAGUCAGGGCAGCGCUGGUUUCGCAUUUUUCUAUUGCCAGUAUGAGUCUUGAUUGGAAAAACUGCACCAUGAAGCUGUUUACGUUAUAUCUUUAAUGUUUGAGUGAGUACCUAACUUUGAUUAGAUCUAGUCCACAGCCUUGGUUAAACGUACUAAUUUUUGACUAAAAUGGUUUGACUCUCUGACAGUUUAAAUUCUAAACCGAGUCUUUCAACUUUGGGGCUUCCAGUCGGAUCCCUGGAACUCUCAAAGGAUGGGACUCUAAAUUUGUUAAAGUAACAGCUGUUUGAGUCAAUUCAAAUUGUACGAAGUGUAUUAAAAUGUAGUAAAUGAUGUCAAAUCUAUGUUGUAUUCAUGUUUUUGCUUUUCAGCUAGAGUAGUCUUAUAAAAAUGAGAGUAAAUUCUGUGUAUACAAGCCUUUAUGUUGUUAACUCAAGUAAGCCAAUACAGAUUGGUUCAGAAAAUUGGGUUAAUGCAAACGCCCUUUGGUUUACUUGCUCGAUUUUACAUUUACAUGUCUUUGAUAUGCUUUAAACUUGUUUCUCUUAAGGAUGAAGAUCUUUUCAAAGUUGUAAAUAUGCACUAGUGACUGUUGCUGCCCAAGUGGUGUUAUCCUUAUGUUACUUAAAAGCAUGGAAAUGUAAUUUUGACUUUUAAUUCAGAUAAUGGUGUGGUAUUCAUUAAUAGCUCAGUGUUUUAAGUUAUCCAGGCAUCGGUGCUAAGUAAAAUAUGGAAAAUGUAUUAUGUGUACUUUUAACAUCUUAAAUUUGAUAAGAGAGACUUUUAAGUUUGCCAGCAUGUAUUCUCAUAGGUUGUCCAUACAUGAUAAUUCAAGACUGUAAAAGUAACUACAGGUAUAAAGUUUCAGAAGGUGUGAGCAAGUCAUGAAAAGUUGUAAAAAGUUUACGAUUUUAAAACAUUGUUUACAGAGUUUUCUAUAAGUUAGAUGUUAAUGCCAAAAUUACACUAACCUAAAGUUGAAGUCUGAUCUUCUGUUAUAACAAUGGGAUUUUUUAAAAUGUGUACUAUUGUUAUUAAUUAUCUGGAAAUGGUCUCAAUUGUAAAUCUUAAAAUCUGUUGUUGCAAAAACUGUAACGUCUCUUUUUAACACUACUGUCUGUUAAGUUAUGAUUGAUAAAAAGUAUUAAGUCUUAAAAAGUUAUGUUAAAUAUUAUGAUCAGAUCUGGUCUAAAAGUGUUAAAAUCGCCCUGACUAAAUGUUAAGGAAUUCUAUUUUGACCAGAUACUCUAAGUUCUCUUGGCACCUUUAACAGACUUUCUGAAAAUCAAAGUUCUAAAUUCUCUGGACUUUUGGUAUCUCCAGAGGGCCCCUGGAGAUGUCAAAAGAGAUAUCUCUCAUCUUGCAGAGAUAAUAACCAAUCGGGCUGUUUAGAUUAAAAGUGGUGCCAAGAUGUGAAAUGAUGCUAAACUUCAGUUAUAAACGUGUUUCUUUCUAGCUGCUCCAGUCUCUGGCUCAGAAGCCAGAUCCUUUAAAGAGGGACUGACAAAGUCUAAGAAGCAUCCCAUGGUCAUGAUUUGCAUCACCUCAAUGUCCAAACCUUAAGCUUUGGCAGAUGGAUGUUACCCAUUUUUCUGAAUUUGGUAAACUAAAAUACAUACAUGUUUCUUUAGAUACAUGUUCAGGUUUUGUUUUUGCCACCCCGCAAUGCGGCGAGGCUGCCAAACAUCUAUCAUUGCCUUCAGGCCUUUGCUGUUCUAGGAACCCCUAUACAGAUAAAAACUAAUAAUGGCCCAGCGUAUACUUCCAACUCUUUUAAGCACUUCUGUACUAACUUCCACAUCUCUCAUCACCGGGAUUCCUUAUAAUCCCCAGGGACAAGGUAUUGUGGAACGAGCACAUGCCACAUUAAAAAAAUAUUUACAAAAAAUAAAAAAGGGGGAAUACGGGACCAUGGCAUAUUCCCCACAAAAAUGGCUAUCACAUGCUCUUUUCAUUUUAAAAUUUUCUAAUACUGGAUAAUCAAGGGAAAACUGCAGCUGAUCGUCACUGGCAUCCUGAAACCAAAAGACAACAAGUCUAUGUGAAGUGGAAAGACCCUCUAACUGCUCAAUGGUAUGGACCUGACCCUGUUUUAAUAUGGGGACGUGGACAUGUUUCUAUAUUCUUGAUGGUUACCUGAGCGACUGGUGCGGCAAACAAUGUCACAAAGCAGCCCCUCGAUCUUCAUUAUGAUAACAUUGCUGAUUGGGAUCGUUACUGCAGCCGUUAUAACCGCCAUUUCCAUUGCAGCUGUGGGCGCUACAACAGCUGCUAUAGCGCUCACAGGGACAGUUCAAACUGCUAAUACCCUGAAUAAUUUGACGGCCUCCGUGGCUGCUGCUUUGGAUACUCAGACAUCCUUAAAUGCACAAAUAAAGGGAGGCUUGAUGAUUGUUAAUCAAUGUGUGGAUUUGGUACAGGAGCAGGUGGAUACUCUCUGGCAGCUUGCUCAGCUAGGAUGUGAGUGGAAAUUUUCAGGGUUGUGUGUGACCUCUGUUCAGUACGAUAACAUGACUCAGGCAGCAAAUUACUCUAAACAGUUGUCUCAGAUGCUCUUGCAGAAUUGGUCCGCAGAAUUUGACUACACCUUGAAGCAACUGUGCCUUGCCGUGGUCACCAUCAACUCCACAUGUGUGGAUGUCUCCUUUGCAUCUGGAUUGUCAUCCUGGAUCCGCACAGCUGUCUCCAACCUGAAGGAGUGGGCGGGACUUGGAGCUUUGACGGGGUUGCUGUUACUUGUUGUGUUAUUUUGCCUGUGGUGUUUGUGCAGGAUGAGGACAGCUCAUUGGCGGGAAUUGGCCAUGAUAGCUCAAGCCUUUUAUGCCCUUGAGGCUGGACAAUCGCCGCAAGCAUGGCUGGCCUUCCUUGAAUGCUAGGCAUGGGUGCAGGGUGCGAGGCAAAGCACUGCAGAGAGAACGAGCCAUUACGUUCUCUGGAAGGCAAGUCUGUCUGCAUGUGGGUUGGCAUCCCAGAUCCCAUCCCCGCGAAAAGGAUGCUGUUCCAGGUGGAUGCCUGGCAGUGGGGGACAGACCCCUACCUUCUCCUGUAAUCCUUAGAUGCCUGGUUCUAAAACAAAAAGGGGGAACUGUGGGGAGCCAUUGCACGGCGCCCUAAAGAUGGCGCCGGCUCCUUUCUCCCGGAAGGACUGGCGAGAAACAAACAACUCCUAAUAAGGAGAUGGCUGAGCUCCCUUCCGGCUUCCGCAUUGCUGUACCUAUCAAUCCUUGCCACUUGGCUGCUUUUGAUUGGUGUGCUGAUGGCUAUAAGAGGGAUGGGAGAGGGAAGGAGGCGGAAGAAGAAGCUUGUUCAAGGUUCCUGAAUAAACUGCUUGAAGAAGA
Messenger RNA from Oryctolagus cuniculus (rabbit), 3710 nucleotides. NCBI's taxonomy places the organism in Eukaryota, Metazoa, Chordata, Mammalia, Lagomorpha, Leporidae. The record is from RefSeq and is a predicted model, not a curated record.